GCGGUAUGUUCAGAGAAGAUACUUUGCAUUAUCUCAUUGUUUUGGAUUUUGUUGAGGGUUGCUCUGUGGCCUAAGAGGUGAUCUCUGCUGGAGAAUUUUCCAUGUGUGUUGGAAAAGCGUGUGUACUUUUCAGCUGUUUGGUGGAGUGUUCUGUAUAUGUCUGUGAGGUCACGUUGGCUGAUUGUGGCCUUUAGACCUUCUGUAUUUUUUGUUGAGUUUUUUUCUAGAUGUUCCGUCCUUUACUGAGAGUGGUGUGUUAAAGUCUCCUACAGUUAUUGUGGAACUGUCAAUGUCUCUUUUCAGUGCUUUUAGAGUUUGUUUUAUGUAUUUUGGAGCCCCGUCAUUGGGUGCAUAGAUACUUAUUAUGGUUAUGUCUUUAGAAUGGAGCAUCCCUUUAGUCAUUAUAUGGUGCCCUUCUUUGUGUUUUAUGGUAGAUUUUGUUUUAAAGUCUAUUUUAUCUGGGAUUAGUAUUGCCACACCUGCUGUUUUUUGGUAGCUGUUUGCUUGAUAUAUUUUUUUCCAUCCUUUGAUUUUUAAUAAACGUAUGUCGUUUCUAAGGUGUGUCUCUUAUAGACAGCAUAUUGAUGGAUCUGUUUCUUAAUCCCUUCUGUCACUGUGUCUCUUUAUGGGUGUAUUUAGGCCAUUUACGUUCAGUUUAAUUAGUGAUAGGUGUGAGUUUAUUGCUGUCAUUUUGUAGUGCUUUUUUUUGUGUGUGGUGCUGAUGUUUCUUUUGUUCUCUUAUUCUCCUGUGCUGAAUUCCUUUUGUUUGUGGAUUUUUUUUUUUUCAUUUCUUUUGAUUUUGUUUUUAUUGAGACUUUAUGUUUUUCUUUAUUUUGAUGAGUAGGCUUGUUAACUUUCUUUGUGGUUACCUUGAAAUUUACCCUUAUCUUCCUAGGUUUGAACCAAUCUGUUAUUAUUUGGUAUCGCCUUGUCUUCCUCUCCAUUAGAAAAUUCUAUACCUACACCAUUUAUUCCCUCAUUUAUUGUUCUGACGUUGACAUUUACAGCUCUGCUUCCCUGUUGUAAAUCUUUUUGUUUUAAAUAGUCCUGGAGAGUUUAUAUCCAAGGUUGGUAUCUAGCUGGUGCGAUUUUGUGUCCUAGAUUCCAGUUGUGGUUUGAUGAUGUUUUUCUCAAACCAAAGGACUCUCCUUAAUAGUUCUUGUGAAUUUGGGUUGUUUUUUACAUAUUCCCUUAAUUUCUGUUCCUCUGGAAAUGUCCUAAUUUCACCAUCAUAUUUGAACAAGAGUUUUGUAGGGUCUGUUAUUCUUGGUUGGCAGUUUUUUUCUUUCCAGGUUUUAUAUAUGUCAUCCUUCUUGUCUGCUUGGUUUCUGCUGAGUAAUCAGAGCCUAGUCUUAUUGUUUCCCCUCUGUAUGUGACUUUUCGUUUUUCUUGAGCUGCUCUCAGGAUUCUUUCUUCGUCUUUGGUUUUAGUGAGUGUGAUUAUGAUGUGCCUUGGUGAUUUUCUUUUGGGGUCUGUCCUAUACGGGGGGUUUGUUGAACUUCUUGGAUGGUCAGGUUUUCAUCUUUCAGGAUAUUAGGGAAGUCUUCUGUCAGCAGAUCUUCAAGGAUCCUCUAUGUGUUUUCCAUUUUCAUUCCCUGUUCUGGAACUCCGAUCACUCACAACUUUUUGUUUUUGAUUGUAUGCCACAUAAUUCUCAGGGUUUCUUCAUUUUUCUUCAUUCUUUUUUCUGAGUUUUCCUCAAACAAAGUGGUGUCCAAGUAUUUGUCUUCGGUUUUGCUGAUCUUGUCUUCCAUUGUUUUAAACCUGCUCGUCAGACCUUCUAUGAUACUGUCCAUUUCUGAAAUCUUGUUGUUUAUCUUUUGGAUUUCUGAUUGUUUUUGUAUGAUUUCUAGUUGUGAAUUUAUUUUGACGUUUCUGUAUUCAUGAAUUGUUCCAUUUUGUCUGUAUUUUCUAUGAAUUUGUCUAGUUUUUCCUCAUUUUUAUCUGCUUUUUGCUUCAACUCUUAGAUUGCUCUGAAUAUGAGAGAUUUCAAUUCCACAUCAGGUAGUUGUAGUCCCUUUUCUUCUACUGGAAAGUCAUCUGGUGUUUUAUUUUGGGUGCCUACUGGAACCAUCCUGUCCUGUUUUUUUUUAUGUGUUUUGAUAUUGUCUGCUGUCUUUGAGACAUUCAGUGUUUAUAUUCUUCAUAUACUGAUUGUAGAUUUGUUUGUCCCAUUCUACUUUUUUAUUUGGUUAUGUGUAAACAGGCAGGCUGUGUGUUCUUUGUUGUUUGCGGGCAUGAUACUUUUUACCUCAGUGUACAGUGGACAGGGCCAGUCACUCAGCUGUGGUACAGGAGGGUAGUUCCAGCUGAAGGGAAGGGGCUGUGAUGGGUUGUUUGUGGUACAUACUCUGGCCGACAGGGCUGGCUGGAGGUCAGUGCAGGGCAGGUUCUGGUAGACUGUGCGACUGCUGCUCAGGGGUGUGAUGUUCAGUGCAUGGUGCAGGUAAGCAGGAGGGAGGGGGAAGGUUGUGAUGUGUGGAGCUAAGUUUGAUAUGGGAAAGAAGAGAGAGAGGAGAGAGAAACAGGAGACAAAAACAAAAGGAAGACAAAAAAGUGCUGAGGGAUCUUGCUGUUGGAGUGGAGAGACAAGAAACUGAGCCGUAAAGACAGAGAAAGGAAUAAGAAGAGAAAAUAGACAAAAAUUGAAAAAAAAAGAAAAGCCCCCAGGGAUCCCACCUGCGUGGCUGUGCAGACCGUGGAAGUGGCUCUCAAGCUGCGAAGUACAGCUCAGUUAGAAGGGGCAGAGAUGGCACACAGUGCCAGUUAUUCAAGAGAUAGGAAAAGAAGGUGUAAGGAGUGAGAAAUGAGAAACUGAGAAAUGAAGAAAGACAAAAAGGUAAAAGGAAAAAUAAAAAACAAAACAAUGACCCCAGGUUCUCACCAGCACAGCUGUGCAGACAGGGGAAGUGGUUCCCAAUCUGCACAGUAUGCUCAGCUAGAGGGGGCCCCCAAGCUGUGAAAAGAAAAAACAAACAAACAAAACAGCCCUGGGGAUUCCACCAGCAUGGCCACGUGGACUGGUGAAAUAGUUCCCCAGCUGAGCGGCGCUUCACAGCCUGUCAAGAAGAAACAGAAGGCACACAGAGCCAGGUGUUCAAGAGAAAGGACAGGGAGGUGGUGAGAGGCAGGGAAGAAGCCAAAAAAAAAAAGCAAACCAGCAACAAAGAAAUGGCAUUGAAGGUGCCGGCCAAUGUGGGCAAGGUGGCUAAACCCCUUGUUUAAAAUUGGUCAAAAACGGAGAUUAGAAGAAGAUGAUAUGUACUCAGUGCUUCCUGAAGACCGCUCAAAGCACCUGGGAGAAGAGCUGCAAGGGUACUGGGAUAAAGAAGUUUUAAGAGCCGAGAAAGACGCACAGAAGCCUUCUUUAACAAAAGCAAUCAUAAAGUGUUACUGGAAAUCUUACUUGGUUUUGGGAAUUUUUACGUUAAUUGAGGAAGGCACUAAAGUAAUUCAGCCUAUAUUUUUGGGAAAAGUUAUUAAUUAUUUUGAAAAUUAUGAUCCCACGGAUUUAGCAGCUUUGCACACGGCCUACAUCCAUGCCACGGUGCUGACUGUCUGCAUGCUCAUUUUGGCCAUCCUGCACCACUUGUACUUCUACCACGUCCAGUGUGCUGGGAUGAGGUUGCGAGUUGCUAUGUGCCAUAUGAUUUAUCAGAAGGCACUCCACCUCAGUAACAGGGCCAUGGGGAAGACCACCACAGGCCAGAUAGUCAAUCUGCUGUCCAAUGAUGUGAACAAGUUUGAUCAGGUAACGAUCUUUUUACACUUUCUAUGGGCAGGACCACUGCAAGCAAUCGCGGUGACUGUCCUUCUCUGGAUGGAGAUAGGAAUAUCAUGUCUCGCUGGAAUGGCAGUUCUGAUUAUCCUUCUGCCUUUGCAGAGCUGCAUCGGGAAGUUGUUCUCGUCACUGCGAAGCAAGACUGCGACUUUCACGGAUGUCAGGAUCAGGACCAUGAAUGAAGUUAUAACCGGCAUAAGAAUAAUAAAAAUGUAUGCUUGGGAAAAGUCAUUUGCAGACCUCAUUACCAAUUUGAGAAGGAAGGAAAUCUCCAAGGUUCUUAGAAGUUCCUACCUUAGAGGAAUGAAUUUGGCAUCGUUUUUUGUUGCGGGCAAAAUCAUCGUGUUUGUGACUUUCACCACCUAUGUGCUCCUUGGCAACGUGAUCACAGCCAGCCGUGUGUUUGCUGCCAUGACGCUCUACGGGGCGGUGCGGUUGACUGUCACCCUCUUCUUCCCCGCGGCCAUCGAGAGGGUGUCGGAGGCAAUCGUCAGCAUCCGAAGGAUCAAGAACUUUCUGUUGCUUGACGAGCUAUCACAGCGCAACACUCGGCUGCCGUCAGAUGGUAAAACGAUAGUGCAUGUCCAGGAUUUUACUGCUUUUUGGGAUAAGGCAUCCGAAACCCCAACCUUGCAAGGCCUUUCCUUCACUGUCAGACCCCGUGAAUUGCUGGCCGUGGUUGGACCCGUAGGAGCAGGAAAGUCAUCGCUCUUAAGUGCCGUGCUGGGGGAACUGCCCCCAAGUCAGGGGCUGGUCAAUGUGCAAGGAAGAAUUGCCUAUGUUUCCCAGCAACCCUGGGUGUUUUCAGGCACUGUGAGGAGUAAUAUUCUAUUUGGGAAGAAAUAUGAAAAGGAACGCUACGAAAAAGUUAUAAAGGCGUGUGCCUUGAAAAAGGAUUUACAGCUUUUGGAGGACGGUGAUCUAACCGUGAUAGGAGAUCGGGGAGCCACGCUGAGCGGAGGGCAGAAAGCACGGAUCAACCUGGCAAGAGCAGUGUAUCAAGACGCAGACAUCUACCUCCUGGACGACCCUCUCAGUGCGGUCGAUGCAGAAGUCAGCAGGCACUUGUUCGAACUGUGUAUUUGUCAAACCUUGCAUGAGAAGAUCACUAUCUUAGUGACUCAUCAGUUGCAAUACCUAAAAGCUGCAAGUCAGAUUCUGAUACUGAAAGAUGGCAAAAUGGUGCAAAAGGGGACUUAUACUGAGUUUCUGAAAUCUGGGUUGGAUUUUGGUUCCCUCUUAAAGAAGGAAAAUGACGAAACGGAGCAGUCUCCAGUUCCAGGAACUCCCACGCUGAGGAAUCGAACCUUUUCGGAGUCUUCGGUUUGGUCUCAGCAGUCUUCUAGACCCUCCUUGAAAGAUGGUGCUCAAGAGGGCCAAACUACUGAGGACGUACAGGCUCCGCUACCCGAGGAGAGCCGCUCUGAAGGAAAAGUUGGUCUUAAGGCCUAUAAGAAUUACUUCGCAGCUGGUGCUCACUGGCUCGUUAUCAUUUUCCUUAUUCUACUAAAUGCUGCAGCUCUGGUUUCCUAUGUUCUUCAGGACUGGUGGCUUUCAUAUUGGGCAAAUGAACAGAGUGCACUGAAUAUCACAGUAAAUGGAAAAGGAAACAUAACGGAGAAGCUGGAUCUUAACUGGUUCUUAGGAAUUUACUCAGGUUUGACUGCAGCUACCGUCCUCUUUGGCAUAGCACAAUCUCUGUUGGCAUUCUACGUCCUUGUUAAUUCCUCUCAGACUCUGCACAACAAAAUGUUUGAGUCAAUUUUGAAAGCUCCAGUGUUGUUCUUUGAUAGAAAUCCAGUAGGGAGAAUUUUAAACCGUUUCUCCAAAGACAUUGGACAUAUGGAUGACUUGCUGCCCCUGACAUUUCUAGAUUUCAUCCAGACGUUCCUACAAGUGGUUGGUGUGGUAGCUGUGGCCAUAGCAGUGAUUCCUUGGGUUGCAAUACCCUUGAUUCCUCUUGCCAUCAUUUUCUUCGUCCUUCGGCGAUACUUCUUAAAAACAUCGAGAGAUGUCAAACGCCUAGAAUCUACAACACGAAGUCCAGUGUUUUCCCACCUAUCAUCUUCUCUUCAGGGACUGUGGACCAUCCGGGCAUACAGAGCUGAAGAGCGAUUUCAGGAACUCUUUGAUGCUCACCAGGAUCUGCAUUCAGAGGCUUGGUUCUUGUUUUUGACGACAUCCCGAUGGUUCGCUGUGCGUCUGGACGCCAUCUGUGCCAUCUUUGUCAUCAUCGUUGCCUUUGGGUCCCUGAUUCUGGCAAAAAGUUUGGAUGCUGGGCAGGUUGGCCUGUCAUUGUCCUACGCUCUCACGCUCAUGGGGAUGUUCCAGUGGUGUGUUAGACAAAGCGCCGAAGUUGAGAAUAUGAUGAUUUCAGUAGAAAGGGUGAUCGAAUAUACAAACUUAGAAAAAGAAGCACCUUGGGAAUACCAGAAACGCCCGCCACCGACAUGGCCCCACGAAGGCGUGAUUGUCUUUGAUAACGUUAACUUCACAUACAGUUUGGAUGGGCCCCUCGUGUUGAAGCACCUGACAGCACUCAUAAAAUCAAGAGAAAAGGUUGGAAUUGUGGGAAGAACGGGAGCUGGGAAAAGUUCCCUCAUUUCGGCCCUUUUUAGAUUGUCAGAACCCGAAGGUAGAAUUUGGAUUGAUAAGAUCUUGACAACUGAAAUUGGACUUCAUGAUUUAAGGAAGAAAAUGUCAAUCAUACCUCAGGAUCCUGUGUUAUUCACUGGAACAAUGAGAAGAAACCUGGAUCCCUUUAAUGAAUACACGGAUGAGGAACUGUGGAAUGCCUUAAAAGAGGUACAACUUAAAGAAGCCAUAGAAGAUCUUCCUGAUAAAAUGAACACUGAAUUAGCAGAAUCAGGGUCGAAUUUUAGCGUUGGACAGAGACAGCUGGUGUGCCUUGCCAGGGCUAUUCUCAGGAAAAACCGGAUAUUGAUUAUUGAUGAAGCUACAGCAAACGUGGAUCCAAGAACUGAUGAGUUAAUACAAAAGAAGAUCCGUGAGAAAUUUGCCCAGUGCACCGUGCUCACCAUUGCUCACAGGUUGAACACCAUUAUUGACAGUGACAGGAUAAUGGUUUUGGAUUCAGGAAGACUGAAAGAAUAUGAUGAACCCUAUGUUUUGCUGCAAAAUAGAGAGAGCCUAUUUUACAAGAUGGUGCAACAACUGGGCAAGGCAGAAGCCGCUGCCCUCACCGAAACAGCAAAACAGGUGUACUUCAAAAGGAAUUAUCCAGAUAUUACUCACAAUGGCCAUGUGGCAAUGAACACUUCCAAUGGACAGCCCUCAGCCUUAACUAUUUUUGAGACAGCACUGUGAUUCUACCAAGAUGUCAAGUCUAUUCCAAUGGCAUUUUCCAGUAGUUUUUGCACUGUAUAAACUAUAUUGUAUUUUUUUUUUUAACUCUUACAACAAAUAUUUACACAUGCAAGGUGUUAGUGGGUGUUAGUUUAUUUGGGUUUUCUCCCAACUUCACCAAUAGUUUCAAGUUCUCACAAAGUGAUUUAAUAUUUUUAUUUAAAUGUUGUAUUUUAUUUCUUUUUUUCUUAUAUACAAGUCAGAGGUGCAGGCCACCAAUAAAAGAAGCUGCCUACCAGGUUUUAUGCCUUAAGAGACUCCAGAGCCAAAGCUCAUGUUAUAGGGUAUAAGUAAAAGCGGUCACAGAUUUUUCUUUUCACUUCCUCAAAAUAACAUAGUACUUUCCAGCAAUAUCAGGGAUUCUGUUUACUUGAAGACUGUGUCAAGUCACCAUUUUGUCUCACCACUUUCAUUAACAUAACUAGGAUUCAUUACUUCCCCUAAGGACUGCUUAUUAAAAUAGGACAGACAAAACUGAUGGAACAAAAAAUAUACUUAAAUUUAGGUGAGAUCGUAGUACGGCGAGUCUACUCCCUCCCGUAAAAAAAGGCAUGGUCAAAAUACGGAAGGACAAUAUUUAUUUUAUGUCAUGUUCUGACAGAGAAGCAAGAGAAAAUAAGUUUCUCAAAAUAGGAGCCCUUAUAGAUGAUUUGAUCAUGAAAGACACAGGCAUGACCACCAAUGGGCUUUUAGAUUUGUGUGACUCUGACACAGGACCACGUUGCAGUUUUAUACUCAGCAUGAAGAGGUUUUUGAAAAAAGGCCCAAUAUAGUAAAGCCUCUAACUAUAAUUCCUGGAAAAUGUGAUGGUAUUCUUAUUUGGAUUUCUGGUUUACUGAGGGUUCACCCUCUGUUGUCUCUCAUCCUUUUGGUUUAACUGUUAUUGAAAUCCUUUCCAGAUUUCACGCAAAGACUCUCCUGACUUGGUGAGAUAAACUGGAACUCAUUGUAAACACUGAGCGUAAUUCCGAAGUACAUUCUCAAAGGAGUCACCUUCAUGAGCCUCCCCAUGUUCGUUUAUUUCCGAUCACUAAUCGCAGUUUCUUUAGGUCCUUCUUAUUAGUGACUCGACAAACCACAAUAAUUCCUAGGGCCUACUCUGUUUGAACCAUGAGUCUUAGUUUUUUUUGAUGGUGGUAGCUAUGGUGUCUUGAGUUUAAGUUCAUAAAGGUUUUAUUGUUAUGGUUUAAAGUGGACCCUCAUGACCUCUCAGAAUAAGGUGUAAUUGCCCUGAAAUUGCAUAUUAAUAUAUAUACAUACACACUUGUGGAUAUGGGGGUGUGUGUGUAUGCUUUCAUAUGGCAGGUUUUGGGACUUUUCAACAGAAAGAAAGAGAUGCUUUAUAGAAUCAAGUCCUUAAAAGCACACACAGACACACACACAGCACACUACCAGAAUUCAUUGAAUGUAGUAGGUGUUUGACUCUUUUUGUGUUUAGAGAUAUACAGUUACUGUUUAGUACAGUAAACCAGCCAGUUGUUCAUUAAUAGUGGUUUGUAUUUCUGGAGAUUGAAAUGACAACAGUGAUAAGAAGCUUGUUAAGACUAAGAAAUAUUUGAAAUGUUUAUGUGUUUAUUUGGUCUUUGGAGGUUAAAGGCAGUUAUAUAAACAUAUUUCUAUGUUAUUUCUGUUUUAACUUCAUCAUAGAGUUUUUUUUAACGAAGCAGAAUUCAGUGGAAAUAAAUGGGUUUUCAUCUUCA
Molecule: messenger RNA, 8847 nt
Organism: Loxodonta africana (African savanna elephant)
Lineage: Eukaryota; Metazoa; Chordata; Mammalia; Proboscidea; Elephantidae
Gene: ABCC4
Product: ATP binding cassette subfamily C member 4 (PEL blood group)
Exons: 31
Coding region: 3194-7108 (1304 amino acids)
Biological process (GO): transmembrane transport
Cellular component (GO): plasma membrane
Molecular function (GO): ABC-type transporter activity; ATP binding; ATP hydrolysis activity
Source: RefSeq, a predicted model, not a curated record